CCAGGGCUGUCAGCAAUUGUUCGUGUCUGUUCAUUGUCAGUGCUUUCGGCAGUUGGAAGAGAGCUGAAGUUGGCCUAAGAAAAUAUUAAAAUUCAACGUGUACAACAUGAGCCAGGUCCAGGAUGCAGUGACUGGACUGAUAAUCAAGGCACAGAAGCUUUCUGGUGACUUCAACGAUUUGCUACAGAAGACAACAUGUAUGUUGGCUGACAGUCAAAGUGCGGAACAGAAAUUCAUCGACUGUUGCGGAGUACAUGAUGAUCAAUUACUAAAAAAUCUGGUCAAAUAUUGCACUGACAGUGAGCGCAUCCAGCAGCUGCUUGAGAAUGCCGAGCUAAAGCAAGCCGUGUUCGAGUACCGGGAAGGCGUUCAGCAAAUUAUGCAAAAGUACAAAGAGCACUGCAAGGGAAAUAUGCUUUGCGAGAGAUUUAAUAUGCGCGAAAGAUACAUUGGCAAACUGCAGAACGUUGUUAACAAUCUGGACGCACGCCUGGAGGAGAUGACUGCAAUCAUGAUACACAGUAUUGGUCUGGAGGAGGACAAUAGCAAAGAGAAUCAGCGCAUAAUCCAGCAGCUGACCAAAGACAAUGAAGAGAUGCGCCGCAAGUUACAGAUUUUCUCGAGUUCCACUGACAAGGACUUCUUCAAGCAGGGCCUGCCGUCACAAACUGAGAGCAGCACACAGAUUGAGUCUGGCGAUGUUAUGGACUCGGACACGAGCAGCUCGGAUAGCUUUGGAAGUUUCCUGACUUGUUUCUCGUCCGGCUAUGAAUGUCAGUCGACAGACAACUCGACUAUAAGUGAAAUGGAGGGAGAGCAGCUUCAAUGAGCAGAGACGAAGCAGCAGCAAGGGGCAGUUAGAGUUACUUUGUUUUUAACUUAUUUAUGCUCGACAAUAUAAAC
Messenger RNA from Drosophila novamexicana, 903 nucleotides. Its product is annotated as FGFR1 oncogene partner 2 homolog. The transcript has a single exon. The coding region runs from base 107 to 829 and encodes 240 amino acids. NCBI's taxonomy places the organism in Eukaryota, Metazoa, Arthropoda, Insecta, Diptera, Drosophilidae. The record is from RefSeq and is a predicted model, not a curated record.